AUGAAGGAAACUAUAAAGGAAAAUAGACCUGAUGAUAGUCAUGGACAAACAACAGAUAUGCCAAUGCUAAAUGAUGAAGAGAUAGAGAAAAUCCUCCAACCAACAGAAUUAUUCCCAGAUGAAAUAAUUACUCCAAGUAAUAAUGAUUCAAAUACGCCAUCAAAUAUUGAAACGAUAGACGGAACAAUUAAUAACAAUAACAAUACUAUUGAAAAUGAAUCCUUAUAUAAUAAAUCUAUUGCCCUAAGAAAUGAACCAACAACUGAUAUAGUAAGAAGCAAUAAUAGAAUACUUGGAAUGUAUAAUCAACAACAAUCAGAUUCACAAUCAUUACCACCACGACAAGAAUUACAUUCAAUGAAUAUAAUUAAUAGUGGAUCAUCUAAUGAUUUCCAACAACCUACAACAGCUGCAAAUCAUAGUAGAAUGGAACAAGCCAUUCAUCAAGCAACGAGAAUGCCAUCUAUGACAGAAACAAUAUAUGGAGGCAUCUCUAAUCAACAGCGACUUACAAAACAAUCACAAUCACAACCACAUAAGACUAGACCAGCAUUUGUAAAUAAAUUAUGGAGUAUGUUAAAUGAUGAGACAAAUGAACAUUUAAUUCAAUGGUCUUACGAUGGUCAAUCCUUUAUUGUGACUCGUAGAGAACAAUUUGUACAUGAAGUAUUACCAAGAUAUUUUAAACAUUCAAAUUUUGCAAGUUUUGUUAGACAAUUAAAUAUGUAUGGUUGGCAUAAAGUACAAGAUGUUAAAGCUGGGUCAAUUCAAAAUAGUUCCGAUGAUAGAUGGCAAUUUGAAAAUCCAAAUUUUAUUAGAGGUAGAGAAGAUUUAUUAAUUAAUAUUGUAAGACAAAAGGGUAAUAAUACUAGUACAAAUCAACAUCAUAAUAACAAUAAUUUACACAAUGAAAAUGAAUUUAAUGGAUUAAUGGCAGGAAUUGAUAAUAAACCGAUGUUACAUUUAAUGAAUGAACCAAGUACAUAUAGUGGUAUGGAUGUUAGAAAGGAUGUAUCAACUGUAUUAAACGAAUUAGAGACAAUUAAAUAUAAUCAAAUUGCGAUAUCGAAAGAUUUAUUAAGGAUAAAUAAAGAUAAUGAAUUACUUUGGAAAGAAAAUAUGGUUGCACGUGAACGUCACAGAACUCAACAGCAAACUCUUGAAAAAAUAUUUAGAUUUUUAACAUCUAUGGUACCUCAUAUGGAUCAAAAGAUGUUAAUGGAUGGGAUAAUGAAUUUUACAGAUAAUAGUAAUAAUGGGAAUAAUGGUAAUAAUAAUAAUAAUAAUAAUAAUAACAACAACAAUAAUACCAAUAACAAUGGAAACAAUGGCAAUCCAAUAGAUAAAAAUUCAACAUUUGAUAAUAAUAGUAAUAAUAAUUUCUCAAAUGAUCAUAAAGAUUUCAAUGAUGGCAAUUCAAGAUUUCAUGAAGAUGUGUUUGAUGAAGUAAUAGAUAAUACAAGGAAAAAUAAUGUUAAAGAUGGUAAUACUAACAACAACAGCAACAAUAAUAAUUCCGGUAUCAAUACUAAUAGUAGUACUAAUCAUAAUAAUAAUAUCAAUAUGAACGACCAUAAUGGAUAUUAUGUGGGGAAUUCAAAUAUACGUACUUCAACAUUUGAUUCUCCUUCAACCCAAUUUUACAAUGAAUUUAAUAAUAAUGAUGGAGUACAAGAUAAUUCACACCCCAAUAUUCAAUCUUAUAAUUCCUACAAUCCAUAUGAUUACAUGCCACGCCAUCCUACUCAAAAGACAAGAUUAUUAUUAAAAAAUAGAUCGAAUUCCAGUUCUUCAAGUAAUAUUCCAACCAUUUCACCGAAUAGUUUAAAUAAAGACAGUAAAAUAUUGGAACUUCCAUUGGAUGAUGAAGAAUUAGAGACCAAUCCACCUACAGUAAAUUCCACCACAUCAAAAAAAGAUGAUGAAAGAAAUGAUCCAAAUAUUGUAUCGUCAAAAUUUUUAGGAAAUAUACAAUCUAAUAUAGAUGAACAAGAUUUACGUAUUCAACAUUUAGAAGAUAUGGUAAAAGGAUUAUCUCCAAUGAAGGAUAAGAAUGAUAGCCAUAACGGUAAUGCAUUUAGUUUACAGGAUUAUUUUACUAGUGAUGUACUUCCAGAUACACAAAAUAAUAGUAAUAGUACAACAUCUAAUCCACAAACACAAACACAAACUCAAACACAACAAGAACAUGGUGAAGGAUUAACCCCAUUAUUUUAUGAUGAUAACACAUUAUUACAUGUUACAGAUCCACCAUUACAAACGGCAACAGAUAAUUUUAGAUCGAACAAUCACAAACGUAAAUCAAUAGAUAAUAAUAAAUCUAAUGAUGUUAAAAUUGAAGAAUUAUCACCUGAACCUGACCUUAAACGUCCCAAAUUCACGUAA
This is a messenger RNA of Maudiozyma saulgeensis, 2385 nucleotides long. The record is from the annotation of a GenBank genome assembly. NCBI's taxonomy places the organism in Eukaryota, Fungi, Ascomycota, Saccharomycetes, Saccharomycetales, Saccharomycetaceae.